Messenger RNA from Eurytemora carolleeae, 2305 nucleotides. RefSeq lists its product as uncharacterized. Lineage: Eukaryota; Metazoa; Arthropoda; Copepoda; Calanoida; Temoridae. The annotation marks the transcript as partial. The record is from RefSeq and is a predicted model, not a curated record. The transcript is spliced from 5 exons.
UCGACAAGUUGUUCAACUCUGACACCAAUGCUUUGAUCAAGCCAGUGGAGAUGUUUGAAGAAAAUGUCUCUAGUUAUUCACCUAGCAUAUACAACUCUAAUCAAAGCAAAUCUACCGAUUAUUAUCCCUCUCAGGCUAACGAUUUUGAUAACGAAGAGUAUUAUUCUGGAGAGAAAGAAGUUUCCAGUCUUGAGCUUGAUUCAGAUUAUCAAGAUUAUCCUUCCUCUGUCUCUAAACGAGUUCCAAAAUUCUCUUUAAUCGACAAUCCAACAAUUUCACCUUCAAAUCCAUUUUUAGAAAGCUAUCAGUUUGUAACUAGGGAUUCAUCAAGCGGUGAAGACUUAAAGUCUUCUUUAUCUAGCUACGCUAAAAAAUAUGAUUCAAUUGAACAUGUCUCUUUAUUUCCCUCAGUUGAGUAUAAUACAAAAUAUAACCCCAUUUCUAUUCCAAUAUUACCAUCUUCUGACUUGAAAUCAAAGUAUGGUCCCUUAACUACUGAAAAUCCAUCUUCCGAUACUAUUUAUGAUGAGUUUAUUUAUACUACCACUGCUGAGUUCGAAAUACCAAAUCCUUCAGUUUUGUCUGGCGCCUUAUCUGUUCCUUCCACAAGCAAAUUAUACACCGGGCUUGAAACUAUUUCACACAGUUCUGAAGAUAUAGUAAAUUCAAACCAAGAAGUAGAACUUAAAAAGGAAUUUUCCCUAAACUCAGUUCCUUUGUACACAUCAUUUGUGGAAAGUUACUAUCCUGCAGAUAAUGUUGGACAAAUCUCUACAAAUCUUCCAGAAUCACAGACACAAAAUAACAACGCUUCAAGCCAUCCAGCAAAGAUUACAGAAUCAGAGGUUACAAACAGUGUUGAAGUACCACACUACAAUUUGUUUAACAAGCCUAUUGUUCUAGACUAUUCAGGUGUCACAUAUGAAAUUGACUUUCCUGAGUCAGCUGACACGUUAUUAGCUGAUCCAACAGCUGAUGCUUCAUCAGCUGAUGAAAAUGACGGAACUCCCAAACUACCGAUCCUAAGGGCACAAGCUAUUAAUGCAAAUGAUAUCCAAGACGAUAUGAGUAUAGAAGGAUCCAAUAGUGAGAAAGUUAAAAGGAUAGCUGAACUUAAAGAAACAGAUGAUAAUGUAUCAGAGGAGAAGGGGAGUAAAGAAGAAGGCGCGGAAGGUGGAAAUCACUCUCCAAAAGGAAUUCAUAUGCCGGAUUUUAUAAACUCUCUACCAAGCAGCUUCAGAGCAGCACGGAUGACUGGUCCUAUAGCUAUCAAUGAAGCCACAGGAACUCUGGUUAAAAACUCUCAUCUGGAAAUGUUCCACAGUGAUUAUAAGCUAAGCCAAGGAUUUGAGGAUGCUUAUAUUCGAAAUGAUAGACAGGCAGUGUUUGACAACAGUCUUAGUGAUGUAGACAACUCAUUCAUCAUGGAGGGUAACAGCGUCCAACCUGGACUUAUGUUCACGAGCGAUCCAGGAUUCAAUCCCUCGAGACCAGUAGGCCGUCCAUCCAAUCCAUCCAAUCCCAACAAUCUAUCCAAUAUAUUCGUACAACCAUCAACAACCCAAUCCCCUUCUGUAUUCAAUCCAGUCCAAUCCCCUCCUAUAUCUAAUCCUAUUUCAAUCCAAUUUCAAUCUAAUCCUAUUCAAUCCCCUCCUGUUUUUAAUCCCUCUAAUCCAUCUGGUCCUUUUCCAUUUGCAGUUUCUAGUACAGGCAAUGUCCGUGUACCCCCCCGACCACCGCAACUGCCACUUCAACCUUCUCUACCAGUGAGUGGUGGUCAACUAAACCUCCAGAAUCCACAAUCAAUUGGAAAUCCGCCACUUAACUCUCAGCAAAAUACGCAAACUUCUGCGGGUAGGUUACCCCCUCCUAGACCCUCUGGUCCCCCACCUCAACCUCAACCACAACAACAACAACCAUUUCAACAACAGCAGUUUCAACGUCCCUCUCUUAUCUCUAACGUAUUUGGAAUUUUUGGUUAAAAAUAUUGCAAAAAAACAAUCAUGACUCCGUCACUAUAAUUCGAAUAAUUCUAACCUUGCAUCUCAUUUCCGGAAGUUUGACUGUUAUUAUUUAUGCUAAAUUGCAAAUUAAACCAGUCAUGCAGAAAUAGUCAUUAGCAUAGUUAAUUUCGUUUUUUAUAAUUUACUAAUUUCCAGAUGGCUGGUUCCUUCAAUUGAUUCUUGAACGUCCAUAUUUUUUAUACAUUUUAAGGAUGGAUAAUUUUGUAUGUUUAUUUCCAAUUAUACUGAAGUAUAAAUUUGUUUUUCUUGAGAAAAAUACAAAUUGGCGUUGGAAAAGAAAU